Messenger RNA from Trachymyrmex cornetzi, 906 nucleotides. RefSeq lists its product as uncharacterized. Lineage: Eukaryota; Metazoa; Arthropoda; Insecta; Hymenoptera; Formicidae. The record is from RefSeq and is a predicted model, not a curated record. The coding region runs from base 1 to 906 and encodes 301 amino acids. The transcript has 4 exons.
AUGGGUCCGGAGGAUGUAAUGUCAGGCUUAUACGUCGACGAUGGUAUGAUAUUUGCGGAAACAGAGAAUGCGUUCAAUUUGCAAGGACACUUAAAAGGUAGUUUUGAUAUUACUGUAUGCAGUCCUAAAACACACAUUGGGAUUCAAAUUGAGCAUGAUAAGGAGAAUCACUGUAUUUUCAUACAUCAGAAGAACUACAUUGAACGUAUCCUCGCUGAGAGAAGCGAAACCUGUGUGCCGAUAGAUCCUCAUUCAAUCGCCUCAAUUAUGAAGGACAAAGGACCGAAACGAAGAGCUAUAGAUGUAAAUACAGUUGAUAUUGAGGAAAUAAAAAUUAGAUUGGACAAAUUAGAAGAAUUAAGACAGUCGUUAGAAGAGAGUUUGAUGGAAUUAAGCGUUCAUGAUAAAGAAGUAACUGAAGCACAAUUAGAACAAGAAAUAACUAGCUACGAAGAAAAAUACGUUCAUUUGAAAUUAAUAUGUGAAAGAAUAAUAAAAGAACGCGUUGGACCAGCUCUCGUUAUAAAUUUAAAUCAAUCGAACGUAGUACCUACCGUGACAUUCAAUGAUCUAACAAGCAGAGUAACUAAUGCCCAUGCACGAUUACCUAAAAUUAAUCUUCUUACUUUUAGCGGAGCCUAUGAAGAAUGGCAUUCAUUUUUUGGUAUAUUCGAUUCGUUGAUACAUUCCAACGAUACCCUAAAUGAUAUUCAAAAAUUUCAUUACUUAAAGUCGGCAUUAAAGGACGAUGAGGCGAAAGCAAUAGAGUCAUUGAAAAUCACGGGCGUAAAUUAUAGCGACGCUUGGUCUAAAGUUUUGAAAAAAGAAAACAGCGUGGCAUUGAGAAGUUUGUUAGACGGUACAUUAAAGCAUACCAGAGCAUUAGCCGCGUUGAAACGACCGUAG